AACGGCUUCUCCACUGGCCAUUCGCUUCAAAUUCAAACAAACAAAAUUUCUCGCGCUGUGCGGUUGCGAGCGGAGCGGACGAUUGGAAAAGCGGAAAACGGAGCGGUUCUACGUUGGCUCCUUCGCUUCGGAAAAGCGCUAUCGCCAAAUAAUAAAAAAAAAACAACAAAAAAACUGAGUGAAAAAAAAACAACAAUUUGUGGAAUAAAAAAAAGAAAAAACAUCUAUAUGUAUGGAUUACUUCCAUGUGCUAAUAAGAGAUAUAAAAUAAAGAAAUGAUGAAAAACAACAACAACUAACCUCAUAAAAAAGUUCAUACAUUUGUCGCAAAAAAAAAAAAAAAGAAAAUGCAAAAAGUGUCAAAGAAGUGAAAAACAGCAGCAGCAACAACUACAACAACAACGUCAAGAGAAUCUAGCAGAAGAAGAAAAAGAAAAGCCAAGCCAGAAGGCAAAGAGUUCAGAGGCUCUCUCGCUCUUACAUAAAUGGAAAAUAAUUCCUGAGAUUUGCUCGCUCGCUCGUUAGUCUUGAGGCGGAAGGAGGAGGAGGAGGCGGAAAAGCAAAGAAAAGCGCUGCUAGGAAAAUUUUGCGGAUUUACAUUUUUUUUGUUUGCACAACCCCGCACCCCCCCCGCCGCCCCCCACGCCAGUGCCAGGGAGUUGGGAGUUAGUUGCUGAGAAGUCGGCAGCGUUUCUUUUGUGGAUUAUUACGCCCUCUCACGCUCUCUCUCUCUCACUCUCUCUCCUCGUCGCACUCUCGUGUUAGCUUUUUUGGACAAAAAAGGGGAGUGCGAGCAGAGUAGCAAGCAACGGGGAAUCAUCACCUGCCCCCCAGCCCCACCACCAUCCAUUUCUAUCACCAACACACACCACACCCCCCAACCCCCUCGUCGCGCCUUUAGAGCAUUUUUUUUGGAUGCUGCCUACGAACCGGGAAUGCGCAUAUCCAGAGCAGAAAUUGCGACUAUUUUGGAUUUAUAAAAAGUUUUGAAAAUGAACCAUUUGGCCCGAGGGCCGAGGCCCUGUGUCUCAUUGCGUUGUUGUUGCCUGGAAAAGUCAUCGAUAAGUGGCACAAGGAUCAAGGACAACAAAAGGAUCAACAUCAUCAUUAGCAGCAACAUCAUCGCUGGCAGCUCGCUCCUAGGCACUACUGGUAGUACUUUGGGCCGCCCGCGCAGUGCGGCCGCCCGAUCGUUUGCGUCUGCAUGGAGUCAAUGAGACGUAACGAGGCGAACACUAGCCACCACCCGAACAAGGUGGCCCUGAAUAGCAGCAACGUAGCAACGGAAAGCAAUAUUAAGAGUAAUAAAUUGUUAGCUAAUUUAAGUGCGGCAGGAGCAGCUACAGCUACAACGGCAACAACGGCAGCGACAACAGCGAAUCAAGCGCUGAAUUUCAAUAACAAAACGAAGGCAACAACUACAGCGGCAGCAGCAGCAGCAGCAGCAGCAGCGAAGAGUAAUCACAAUAACAACAACAACAACAACAACUCCAGUGCGAUCAAGAAGCACACGAAUACAAAGUUAACUGGGAGUGGCAAGAGCACCUCCUGCCAGAGCAGCUCCACCUCGUCACUGUCCUCGUCGAGUAGCUCCUCCAAUUCGAGUGAAUCGAAGGACACGAAUUUUGAGUACGAGGACGAGUGGAAUAUUGGCGGUAUACCAGAGCUGCUGGACGAUUUGGACGCAGACAUUGAAAAGUCGGCGGCGCAUUCUUCGGGUGGUGGCAACCAGGCUACCGCGCUAAAUGCCAAGCAGGCAACCAGCUCCACCACUUCCUCCUCAUCAUCCUCCAAGGGCGGCGCCACAUCAUCCGCAUCAUCAUCGGCAGCAUCAGCAUCAGCGGCAUCUGCAUCGGCAUCCGCAUCGCACAAAUCGCACAAGACCACGUUGCACAGCAACUUGUCGGCCACAUCGCCAACCACAAUUAAGUUCACACGGCAGCCGGUGGCCGGCGGUGGAUCGACCUCCUCCACAAGCGCACCCACCACUAGUGGCGGUGCUAACGCGGUGGCCAAAGGAUCCUCUUCCUCGUCCUCCACAUCAUCAUCCACAUCUUCUUCCUCAUCGUCGUCGUCGUCGUCGUCGUCUUCGUCUUCGUCGUCAUCAUCAUCAUCGUCUUCGUCGGGGAAGCACCACCACCACCAUCAUCACCACUCGAACAACAACGGCAGCGGCAGCAACUCCAAGGGCUACAAGUCCGCUUUGGUGGCUCAACUGAACAGUCCCAGUCCGCUGAACAACAACAACAACAGCAAUUCCAAGGCCCUGAGCCAAGGAAACCAAGGCAGUCAAGGGAACGGUGGUAACGGAGGAUCGGGUGCAGGAGCCGGCAGCACAUUGUCAUCCUCGACAUUUGCCGGCUUCUCCAAGGGUGGUAGCCUAGUCUCCUCCUCCUCGUCGUCGGCUAGCGCAUCUUCAACCGCGGCAGCAGGAUCCACAGCUACGGCAGCUGGCAGUGGUCAGCAGGGAUCUAAAUUUCCCGCUGGCGGCAUGUCCUCGCAAACAGGCAACUUUACUAACAACAACAACAACAACAGCAGCAGCGGCAACAGCGGCGGAAGCGGUAGCGGUAGCGGCAGCAGCUCAGGUGGCAGCAACAGUAUAGGUAGCGGGAGCAACAACAGCACAUCCGCCGGUGGUGCGCCAAGUUCCCAAGGCGGCGGCGGCAGCAGCAGCAACAGCAGCAGCAGCAGCUCCAGCUCCUCCAGUGGCAAAUCGAGCGCAAAGAUGUCCAUUGACCACCAGGCCACACUCGACAAAGGACUCAAAAUGAAGAUCAAGCGCACCAAGCCGGGCACCAAGAGCUCGGAGGCCAAGCACGAGAUUGUGAAGGCCACCGACCAGCAGCAGAACGGAGCCCUGGGCGCCGGAUCCAAUAGCUCGGCCAAUGAUGACGGUAGCUCCGGCUCCAGUUCCAACAACACGUCUUCCCUGGCCGCCGGCAACUCGUCGAGCAGCGCCAGCAGCGGCGGCGGCAGCUCCUCCAGUAGCGGCAGCGGGUCAUCUGGUAGCAGUAAAAAGCACCUGAACAACGCCAACGCCAGCAGUGGCUCCUCAUCGGGCGGCGGCGGCGGGAGCGGCAGUCAGAACAAUUCCGGCGGACAUGCCAGCGGAGGGGGAUCCUCCGGUGGCAGCCAGUCCACGCCGCAGGGCACCAAACGCGGCAGUUCCGGUCAUCGGCGCGAGAAGACCAAGGACAAGAACGCACAUUCCAAUCGCAUGUCGGUGGACAAGUCGGCGGCGGCAGCUUCGGCGGCCGGAGAGAAGGACACGCCGGAGAAGGGUUCGGGUUCAGGAGCAGGUGGAUCACCGUGCUCGUGCAACGGGGAGGUGGGAGCGCCGUGCUCUCAUCACGCCUGCAUCCGACGUGCCGCUCACAUGUCCAACUCCGGCGGCAACUCUAAUUCCGGCAGCGGCACAGGCUCCAACAGUAGCUCCUCCAUGUCCGCUGUGCCCCCGGGGGUGUUCACGCCGUCGGCUGGAUCCCCAUCCGGUGGGUCGCCAUCGGCUGUUGUGCCAGCGGCAGCUUCUUUGCUGGCGGCCGCCGGAGGGGCCUCCUCUGGAGGCUCCCAACUGGCCAACAGUGGUGCCAGCGGAGGAUCCGGCGGAGGGCCCAAUGCCCCCGGCCCACCGGGCAAGGACUCCUCCGGCAGCGGCAUCAAAAUCUCCUCACACAUUGCCGCCCAACUGGCAGCGGCCGCCGCCUCCAACAAUAGCUACAGCGGGAGUGGCUCCAACUCCGGCCAGGGCCAGAACAGCAACAGCGGCGGCAGCGGAGGAGCAGAUAGCAAGGGGGCUGCCGCGGCCCAGGCCAAGCUGAUGGCCCCCGGCAUGAUCUCAGCCACCAUGCACCACACGAUCUCGGUGCCGGCCGGCAGCGGAGGACCCGGCGACGAGGAAACCAAAUCCCCGCCAGCCAAACGGGCCAAGCAUGAAGCUGGCGCCGGUGGCGGCAACGGCGGUGGCAGUGGCAAGGAAAUGGUGGACAUAUGUAUCGGUACCUCCGUGGGAACGAUCACCGAGCCGGACUGCCUGGGACCGUGCGAGCCGGGCACCUCGGUCACCCUCGAGGGCAUCGUGUGGCACGAGACUGAGGGCGGGGUGCUCGUUGUUAACGUUACGUGGCGGGGCAAGACCUAUGUGGGCACCCUGCUCGACUGCACCCGCCACGACUGGGCUCCUCCAAGAUUCUGUGAUUCACCAACUGAAGAAUUAGAUUCUCGAACUCCAAAGGGACGCGGCAAGCGCGGACGCAGUGCAGGUCUGACACCGGACCUCAGCAACUUUACCGAGACCAGAAGUUCGAUUUACUUCUCGCACGCCCAGGUGCAUUCCAAGUUGCGCAAUGGCGCCACCAAGGGACGCGGGGCGACACGCAGCGCUUCCGGCAAUGCGGCGGCUAAUAGCAACAGCGGCUCAUCGGGCAAUGGAGGCGGGGCCACGCCCAGCACCUCACCCACAGCCUUCCUGCCGCCGCGAGCGGAGAAGCGCAAGUCCAAGGACGAGGCGCCAUCGCCACUUAACGGCGAUGCAUCUGACGGAGGAGCAGCGGGCGGAGUGGCUGGUGCCGGCGGCGUGAACAUGGUGAACGCCAGCGGCAUACCAAUCUCGGCCAGCGGCGGUGGCCUGGCCACCCAGCCGCAGAGCCUGCUCAAUCCGGUCACCGGCCUGAAUGUCCAGAUCAGCACCAAGAAAUGUAAGACUGCCUCGCCCUGCGCGAUCUCCCCGGUGCUGCUUGAGUGUCCCGAGCAGGACUGCAGCAAGAAGUACAAGCACGCCAACGGCCUGCGCUACCACCAAUCGCACGCCCACGGCGCCGGUGGCGGAGUCAGCUCCAUGGACGAGGACUCUAUGCAGGCGCCCGAGGAACCAGCCACGCCGCCCUCCCCUGGAGGGGCUACUGUCUCAGGAGCCGGUUCUGGAAGUGGCUCGGGAUCGGCAGCAGGAGCUUCUGCAGCAGCAGCAGCUGCCGCAGGGACAUCUCCGGCCGCGGCACCAGUGCCAGCGCCUGUUAGCACACCAACCGCCAGCAAUUCGAAUCCCGUCACCAAUGGCAGCAGUGCCCCCCCAGCCUCACCAUCAGUGGCCGUGGCAAGCAACAGUUCUUCCACAGCGGCGGAGACGUCACCCGCCCCCGCGAUCGCCGCCCCACCACCCGUCACGCCUCCAGCUUCCGCCUCUGGCUUGUCAUCGGCCGGAGGAGAGCCGUCUGCCCCUCCAGUUCUGCCGAUGGGCAGCCUGCCGUUGGCUGGCGCCGCUCCUCCGGUGGCACAACCGCCUCUUCCGGCCCAACAGCAGCAGCCACAGUUGCUUACUCCGGCUGGCAGUGCGACCAGCAAUCCUCAGCAGCAGCAACAGCAGCCAGUGGCCGGUGGAAGCAUCACCGCUGGCAUCUCCGGGCAGGCCUUGUCGCAGCACCAGCAGCAGCUGAUGGGCGGUCUGCCGGCCAUGUUGUCGGAGCAACAGCAGCAGGCAUUGCUGCAGCAAGGAGCACUCAAAGCCGGAGUCCUUCGUUUCGGGCCACCGGAUGCGGCACCUCUGCAGCAACAGCAACCGGGUCAGGCACCUGGCGGCAAUCCACAGACACAGCAGUCGCCUCCCCGACCGCCAAGCCACAACCAAGAUGGACAGCAAACGCCGACCAGUUACGCCCAGCAGGCGGGCCUAAAGACCUCGCCCGGAUUCGGAUCCGUGGGUGUCGGAGGAUCGGGUACUAAGCAGAAGAAGAACCGCAAGUCGCCGGGUCCCGGGGACUUUGAUGGCCGUGUGUCGCGCGAAGAUGUCCAGAGUCCGGCGUACAGUGAUAUAUCCGACGACUCCACUCCGGUGGUCGAGCAGGAGAUGCUGGACAAGUCGGUCGGGCAGGCGGCGGCGGCCAAGCACAUCGAGCUGCUGGGCAAGAAGCCGCCGGAGGUGGGCGUUGGUGUUGGAGUGCCUCCGGCCCCAGCUCCCAACAUGUAUGUGCCGGGAAUGUACCAGUUCUAUCCAGCGCAACAGCAGGCCCCGCCCCAGCCCCCGCAGCAGCCCCAGCCCCAGCCGUACAUGGUCCAGACGGAGCCGGGCAAGCCGCCGGGUAUGCCUCCAGCACUGACUCCCCAACAGCAACAGCAGCUGCAGCCGGGCGCCCCGCCGCCUACCUCGCAGGCGUCCAGCCAUCUGCUCGGGCCACCUGUCCAGCCGCAGUCGGUCGCCGCCCACCUGGCGGACUACAGUGGCAAGAACAAGGAUCCGCCCCUGGAUCUGAUGACCAAGCCACAGCAGCCGGGUCAGCAGCCGCCACCGCCGCAACAGCCGGGACAGCAGCCCGGGCAGCCGGACAACCAGAACAACGGCAAGGAUGGCAACGGUGGUCCGCCAACCUCGCAGGCAGGAUCUCAGCCGCCGCCAGUUAACCUCAGUGCAGUGGCUGGUCCGCCGCCAGGAGCCCUGCCGCCGGGUCUGGGCGGGAUUUCAGCGCUGGGUGCAGCCGGUCUGGGAGGUCCUGGACCGGGCAAGGGCUUGCCGCACUACUAUCCUUUCAAUUUUAUUCCUCCGGCGUAUCCUUACAAUGUGGAUCCUAAUUUCGGGCCAGUUUCCAUUGUGGCAUCCGAGGAGGCCGCCAAACUGGCUGGCCAUCCAGGCUUGCCACCCAGCUCCCAAGCGCAACAACUGUCGGGGAUUAGCAUCAAGGAGGAGCGCCUCAAGGAGAGUCCCAGUCCACAUGACCAGCCCAAGCACAUGCCUCCCCAGCAGCAGCUUUUGGCCAACAAGGUGAUCAAGCAGGAGCCGAUGACCAAGCAGGAGAUCAAGCAGGAGCCCAACCCGACUCCAGGGCCACAGCAUCAGCCACCUUCGCAGCCGGCAGCGCCGCAGCCGCAACAGCCCCAGCCGCCUCCGCCGCAGCCCCAGCAGCCGCACGCCCUCCAUCCGAAGGACCUGCAGGCACUGGGCGCCUAUCCCGCCAUCUACCAGCGCCACUCCAUGAACCUGGCGGCGGUGCAGCAGGCUCGCGACGAAGAGCUGAGAAGGUACUAUAUGUUCACGGGUCGCCAGAACCAGGCAGCUGCUGCUGCGGCCGCGGCAGCUCAGAACGCCGCCAAUGCAGGAGCGCCGGGCGGAGGGCUUCCGCCACAUCCUGGUCUAAUGCACAAGGAUGAGCCCGGCCUGUCCUCGUCUCAGUCCCAGCAAGUCCACCAACAGCAGCAGCAACAGCAGCAGAUGCAACUGGCGCAGCAGCAGCAAGCGCUGCAGCAACACCACCAGCACCUCCAGCAGCAGCACCAGCAACAGCAGCAACAACAACAGCAGCAACAGCAACAGCAGCAGCAACAACAACAACAGCAGCAGCAGCAGAAGCUGAAACAGUCGCAGGCGGCAAGUGCGGCAGCCAACAACAAGGCCACCAACCUGACCAAGGACUCGCCCAAGCAGAAGAACAGCUCGGCCGAGGAGGAACAGCAGCAACAGCAGCAGCUGAAGGUGAAGCAGGAGGGCCAGAAGCCGACGAUGGAAACGCAAGGACCUCCGCCACCGCCCACGUCCCAGUACUUCCUCCAUCCCUCGUACAUCUCACCGGCACCCUUCGGUUUCGAUCCCAACCAUCCGAUGUACCGCAAUGUGCUGAUGUCCGCUGCCGGGCCGUACAAUGCUGCACCCUACCACCUGCCCAUUCCGCGUUACCACGCCCCCGAAGAUCUCUCGCGCAACACGGGCACCAAGGCACUGGAUGCCCUGCAUCAUGCGGCCAGCCAGUACUACACCACCCACAAGAUCCAUGAGCUGAGCGAACGGGCCCUCAAGUCGCCCACCAGCGGCAGCGGCCCCGUCAAGGUGAGCGUCAGCAGUCCCAGCAUCGGUCCACCCCAACCGGGCGGACCAGUGAGCAGCGGUGGACCCAGUUCCGGCCCGGGACCAGUUUCUGGUGUCCUCGGUCCCGGCAGCGGUCCAAGUCAACCGCCUGGCUCAGCGCCUGGGUCUGCGGGCGGUGUGCCGCUGAACCUACAGCCACCACCCGGAGGAUUGGGCCCAGCGCCCGGCAGCAAACCGGAUCUGUCCGGCCCCAAAGGCCAUGGCGUGCCAUCUGUUGGCUCCGCACUGGACGGCCAUAAGCAGUCACUGUCCGGCGGACCACCGCCAAACGGGCCAUCUGGUAACGGAGCCGUCGGUGGUGUGGGCGGAGCGGCCGGCAACGGAGCUCCGGGAGGAGGCGGUGCAGGUGCUGCCGACUCGCGAAGUCCGCCGCCCCAGCGACAUGUCCACACCCACCACCAUACGCACGUAGGUCUCGGCUAUCCCAUGUACCCGGCGCCCUACGGAGCGGCUGUUUUGGCUAGCCAGCAAGCGGCUGCUGUAGCUGUGAUAAACCCGUUUCCGCCGGGUCCGUCGAAAUGAGAACCACUGAAUGGCAGCAACGAGAAGAAGGCGUAUAACGUGAAGAACAACUAACGUGGAACGUGGGACAAGAGCACUUCCAGAUCGUCCCAUGGACUUCAACCUCUUCCCGUCGUAAUCCUGUCGUUGUCCCCGGUUUUGGACGGACACUGUCUCCUGUGUGUUUAGUGGGGAGUCCUUCCGAUGUUGAUGUUUAUUGUUGAUUGCCGGAUCGGCAAAGAUCGGCAAGGUAGACAAGAGGAUAGACAAAAAACAACACAGAAUCGACUAUUUAUAUGAAUAAGUAUUUUUUUGAAUGUUUCGUUCAACGUGGUUAACUAUAACUAGCCUAAGGUAUCACUACUAUUACCACAUACAACCUAUACAUAUAUAAAUAUAUAUAGCAUAACUACAUGAUAGCAACUUUUUCCUAAGUGUAUUUGCAUAUGGCAUAUAGAUAUCUAUAUUUAUAUUAUAAUAUCAUCACGAGAGAGGCGUAAAUGGAACAUGAACAAAAAAAAAAACAAUUAAACAAAAAAUGGCAAAAAAAAUUAAACUACAUACUUGAUAGCAUGUUGAUUUCUUUGUAAAAAAAAAAAACCAAUAUAUUAAAAAUUAAACGAAAGAACGAAAUUAAGAGAAAUAAAAGUAAUAUGAAUAUUGUUUAACUGAAAGAUUCUAAAUGAUUAUAAAUUAUGCAAGUAGACGUACAAGAUUAGCAUUUAGCGUGUGUAUUAAUUAUCCUUAUCUGUGUUGCGGAUGGAGCUGCGCGGGAUUUGCAUCUAAAAGACAAAUUGGGCGCGCUGCCCAUUCAUUCUUAUAAAUAUAUAUAUAUAAAUAUAAAUAUUAUCUAAUAACUAUAACUAUAUCUGUAUAUCGUAAACUAUAUCUAUAUGUGUGUAUCCGUAGUUUCUAUGUUAUAUGAUCGAGAUGAAUGAUGAGAUGAUGAUGAAUUUUUCGGCCAGCAGCCGCACACACUAAUUUAAAUUGUUUUUAAGCAUCGAUUUGUACUUUAAAUAUUUAUACGCAUAUGCAUAUAUGAUAUGAAAAGGGGAUAGUGGCGGCGAUAUAUAUGUAUAAUUAAUGAUUAUCUAUGUGAAUGUGGGUGUGUAGUAGUUCACUAGCCGCUUCAUAGACUCUACACGCGUGAUUUAUGGCACUUAAUGUUCUUUAGCCCUUAAGAUCCCUGACCUGACCUCUCCGAAUCAAGGGGGUUGGUUUCCAUUAAAUCCUCUUAAAAACAAAUCCAAUCCAAUCCCAAAACACAACAAUUCUUUAGAAUUUAUAAAUAAAACAAGUAUUGAAUGUAAAUAUAUAUAUUAAUGCGAGACUUUUUUAUAUUGUAAAUUAGUUCACCGAUUGAUUUUUACUAAUUGAUGAUUGAUUGAUGGCUUGAGUAGUAAGGAUGAAGGAUGUUAUAAACGAUAAUGCAUCGCAUUGUACUAUAUUGUAUUUGCAGCAAUUGCUGCGACCUAUAAACGAAAGCAACAAAAACUUAACAAUUCGAAUUAUAUUGUCUUCGUGUGUAGAUCACUGAGAUCACGUUUAGAGUCGCUAGGUUUUUGAUAUUCUCAAUGCAACUUGUAAUCAAAUCAUUAACACAUGAUAUUAACAAUUGAUAGGGGUCUAAACAGAUUAACCAUCGUCUUAAACGGCUUAUGGAAUGGUACAAGCAGAUUUUAUACAAAAUAUGUAUUUUAGAGAGCAACAAAAUAUUAAAAAAACAAACAAAAAAUAUAAUAAAAGGGAGGAAAGCGCAUUGAAUUGAAUUCGAAACAAUGAAAUUGUAUCUAAGCAAGAGAAUGUAAUCAACAAAAAAUUAAGCAUACAAAUAUGGAUGAAUAUGAACAAAACACAUAACUAGCGGCUAAGAAAUUUCAACAAAGUAU
Drosophila ananassae is the source of this 10239-nucleotide messenger RNA. RefSeq lists its product as uncharacterized. Lineage: Eukaryota; Metazoa; Arthropoda; Insecta; Diptera; Drosophilidae. Bases 1205 to 8371 code for a protein of 2388 amino acids. Gene Ontology annotation, cellular component: nucleus. The record is from RefSeq and is a predicted model, not a curated record. The transcript has 12 exons. Gene Ontology annotation, biological process: regulation of transcription by RNA polymerase II.